Knipowitschia caucasica is the source of this 6063-nucleotide messenger RNA. The record is from the annotation of a GenBank genome assembly. NCBI's taxonomy places the organism in Eukaryota, Metazoa, Chordata, Actinopteri, Gobiiformes, Gobiidae.
AUGGAUGCACUGAGCGCGCUCCUGGAUGAGGUGGCUCUGGAGGGCUUGGACGGCAUCACUCUGCCCUCUCUGUGGCUCAGGCUGGAGAGCAGGAGGCCCAAGUUCCCGCAGAAGAUCGACCACUAUACCAAGGGCUUUCUGUGGAGGGCCCUGGUCCAUAACCCCGAGAUAUGCUUCUACGAGCAGCCGCAAGAGAGGCAGGACGUGGAGGUCUAUGACAGGUUCCAAAGUGUGGAUCCGGACACGGGCAUUGAGCAUUUUGGCCCCUCGUUUGACAACAGGAAAGAUGUGUACCCCGCCAGCUUCAUAACGGAUCACCCGGAUGGGAUCCAGGGUUCCUGUGGCUUCUUCUGGCAGAGGAGAGAUGUCGGCAAGCAGAUCCACUCAGCCUCCAACACCCCCCUGCUCACCCUGGAGCAGGCCUGGGAAAGGUUUGGCAGGAGGCUUGUGCUGGUGGCCUCUCAGAAGGCGCGUUUCCGGGUUCUGAUCGGCACCCAGAGCGAUCCAGACCUGAAACUGUCCGAUGAGUCCUACUGCCUGUUGGAGCGUGUGGGCCGCUCCCGCUGGAAUGGGGAGCUGCAGAGAGACCUCAGCAACAGCUCCUUCAAUAUCGAGCCGCGGAAGAUAUUCUACUUGAGAAAGGCUCUGGUGCAGCACAACCUGGUGACGGUGCAGUCCCACGUGUGUCGCCUGGACUCGGGCACCCAGCAGUAUUCAUGUCUGCUGCUGCUGCGCCGCUUCCACUCCACCAGGAGGAGCAAGUAUGACAUGAUGAUGGAGCGAGUGUCCAACAUCCUAGAGGCGUCCCCUGGGCAGCACUGCACUCAGAUGGCGCUCCGAGAGCACCUGCAUCUGAACGAGGGCCCUUUCCAGAGGAUCUUCAAGUACAUGAGGUCUGCCAAACUGGUGGAGCUCUUCACCAUGCCCCUGGAGGAGCUGGACCCCGAAUCAGGACCCUGCGUCACUAAGAGAGGCACCAAGGUGCAGGUGUCCUGCAUUAAGCUGCUGAAGCCGUACUCCAGGAAGAAGAUUCCAGAUGACAAAGAGGAGGAGGAGGAGGAGGGCGCAGACUUAACUCCAGAGGGGCGCAUUUUGGAGAGGGACCUUCUGUCCCAGGCCUAUAGCAUGGUGGUGUCGAGUGGGACCUCAGGCCUGACCUGUGUGGCCAUGGGUGUCCAGAUGCAUGUGGGCAAACUGGAGAGGAGGAUGCUGUGCAGACAGCUGGAGAGGGAGGGGGUCGUUAAGGGAUUCAUGGAAGAUGUCGGUCGGCAGAGGACCACCAAGUUCCUAAGUCACAAGUGUGUGGAGGUCAACGAUAGCCUGCAGCAGUUUGUCAAAGAGCACGAACGCAACCAGCUCCUGUGUUCCAGCGACUCUCCCAUGGCCCCCUCAACCAAGACCCUGUCCAACAUCGACAUGUGCAGGAAAUCUGCCCUCUGGAACACGCAACAAAACCUGCCUGCACAGAAGAGAACGUGUAAAGCCAAGAAGGGAAGCAAGAAAAGCAUUGCCAUGCAGAAGGGGCCAGCAGAGUCCACGACGGCAGAGAAGGGGGACCUUCCACUUCCACUCCCACCUCCGUCUCCCUCUCCGCCUGAAGCAGCCGCAGACACAGGCCACCUGAACAUAGUUACAGACGUGCAGCCGCCAGUGCCAGAGCCCAACUCCCAGCGCCACAAGACCUGCCGCCUUCUGAGGAGAAAGAACCUGAUAGUGGAGGCCAUCCAGGACCUGAAGAUCUUUGACGGACUUUACCCGUUUCAGAAAAUCAUCACUGCUGAGGAGAAGAACCUGGGAUUCAGCACCAAGUGUUGUAGGAAGACCGUUCUGCGCCUGGUCCAAGCUCUGGCCAGAGAAGGCCUGAUUAAACUCUAUACCACCACGGUCAUUCAGGAUGGGGUCACCAAGAAGGUGGAUCUGUACGCCCACCCCUCCAUCCAGCCUUCAGAUGAGAUUGUCCAGAGAACCAUAGACCAGGUCCGCUUCAAGAUGUCUGGCUGUCACUCCAAUGUGCGGCCUCCAGAGGAUGGCAAGUGCGGGGAGCCUUCAAAAGGUCCUGAGGGCGCGGCCAGCACCCCGUUAAAAGACUCAAAGAGCCACAAGAAGAAGCCCGGGCCCAAACACACGGCAGAGAAGUUCAACCCCACCACAGUCCGGGGCCUCAGCAGGACUUUCGGGUACCAGCCCAAGAUGCACCGGAUGCGUGUGGUCCAUAACUUCCUGUGGUACCUCAUAUACGGACACCCGCUCAGACACAACCCUGAAACACAAACUUUUGAGAAGUCCGUGCUUGCUCCACCCUCCACUGCAGCCCAGGAGGAGGGAGCACAAAAGAAGAGCCAAGGUGUAGGGAAAGGGCCCAAGGGAGACGAGAAAGAGCAUAAGGCUGCAGGAGAGGAGCCCCCAAGAGCGGAAGAGCCCCAGGGAACAGAAGAGCCGGAGCAGAGUCGCAGCACCACAGAGCGGAUGUUACUAUCGGAGGAUGAAGAGGGAACCCCACCGGCCGAUUUCAAAGUGUACUCUGAGGAGGAGCCGUGGAAGAAGUACGUCCCUCCUGUGAAGCUGCAUAAGGACUACAGCAGUGGCUGGGUCAUGCUGGGAGACCUCAUCCUCUGCCUGCCCCUGUCCAUCUACAUCCAGGUCAUCCAGGUCAACUACAAGGUGGAGGGUCUGGAGGAGUACCUGAACGACCCAGAGAAACAGCAUUACCUGGUGCGGUGUCUGCCGGCCCGGAUGAAGAGACAGCUACUCUACAAACGGAGGUACAUCUUCUCCUUCCAUGAUAACCUGAAGAAACUGGCCUACAUGGGUCUUAUACAGUUUGGGCCUCUGGAGAAGUUCAGGGACAAGGACCAGACUUUCAUCUACUUGAAGCGCCAUGCCACCAUUGUGGAUACCACCAGUGCUGAGCCUCACUACUGGCUGGUGACAGAGAACCCAGAGCGGCCCUUUGACCGAAGGAGUUACACAUUCAACACCUCUGACGACAUGGAGAACUUCUGGUUUGACCUGAUGUGUGUCUGCCUCAACACUCCCCUGGGUGUGAUCCGUUCAAAGAAGGGCGGAGACGAGACAGAGCCCUCGUUUGUGAGAGACCCAUCUGUGUUUGUGGGAUUGUCUUACCUCAUAAAAGGCAGCUUGGAGGUAGUGGACGAUGGUGUCAUUCCCGGGGAUGGGAAAGGAGCAGGGGGCUUGUGCUCAGAGUUCUUUGCUCAUCUCAAGAGAAACUGGCUUUGGACCAACCACCUGUUGGUAGACAAGCAAAGGCGUACUGGUUUGGAGGCUGAUGAUACCAAAGUGCGACUGAAUAGCCUGUGCAGAAGCUCUCUGCAGCUGGUCCUCCAAGCAGAACGGACUGCCUUGCCGAGUUAUCUGACCUCUAAGAAGAUGUUAGUAGAAGUCCAGGUGGUGGAGGAGCCCUCUAGCAGGAACAAGCAGGUGGUGGGGGGGAAGCAGAAGAAGAGAAAGAGGGUCAAGAAGGAAGUGGUGAAGCCCCCUCGCAAAAAGAAAGAGCGCGCCAAGCGCAGUGUGGCCCAUGAUGCGCGCGACCAUGAGGCGUUGAAGCAGAUGACCCGACAGAGGGUCUACUGGUCACUCCAGGAAGACUCCCUCAUGAUGCUGUGUGCGGCUGCAACCCACCUGCUCAACACCAGGCUGAAGAGGCCCUUUGUCCCGUACUGUGUGGUCAGAGACGUCCUGCACUCAGAGUUUGACAAGUCUCGAGAUAAGACGUCAGUGGCAGUGGGCCGCCGCACACGGCACAUCCUCAAGAACCCCCAGACCCUGCUCAACUACAGGAUCUGUCUGGCAGAGGUGGGCCAGGAUAAGUCCCUCCUCAAACUUUUAGAAGAAAACCUUCCCAAGAAUCCAGAUAACCCUGCGGCAUGCGCGGAGGCUUUCUCAGAGUACGUGAGGCUGCUUCGGCAAAAGUUCAGUUCCACCGAAGACCCAAGAGACUUGCAAAUUCCUGACAGCAAGGAGCAGCUCUUCGCCUGGUUUAAAAUCAGUGCAAUCGAAGGAGUGGGACGCCUGAGCGACACAGACACACUCAACUGCACUGAGGAUAUCCAUGCUAUUGUGCUCCACAACCUGAUCCAGAGCACCCUGGCCAUGACCAACUCCCAGAUGAAGAGCUCCCGCUCCUUCCAGACCUUCCAUGUGUACAGCUGCUACAGCCAGGAGUUGCUCUGCCAAGUAUUUGUCCAAUGUAGGAAGAGAGGCCUGGUGAACCGCCGCAGGAUCAACUGUGGCAUCGGACCAAAGAAGAACCGCGCCCUGCCCAUCUUGCCCAUGUCUUACCAGCUGUCCCUCUCCUACUACAGGUGUUUUUCCUGGCGCUUUCCUCAAGUCCUUUGCACGGACUCUUUCCGCUUUGUCCGGGACCUCCUGAGCCUGCCCCGAGGGGAUCACCACCCAGUCACAUACUUCCAUCAGGAGACGGAGAACCGGGCCCCAGAUGGAGAACUUCUGGAGCGCAAACCGAGCAUCGAGGACCAGAGUGGUACAUCUGAAGCAGAAGGCAUCUUGUCUGAACCUGAUGUGAGCGACAUGAUGCACUUCUCCCUGGAGCUCCCAGGGGGCGCCUGUGCUGCUGCCCUCAGCCUCCUCUCCCUGGGGCUCCUGUCCGUCCACCUGUCCAUCCCCAAGCAGAUGGUGGUAGUGGACAGCACCCUGGUGGACUCAGACACCGUCAAAAGCACUCUGGAAGAUGAGGAGGAAGAGGACGACGAGGCAGAGGAGACCAAGAAGAGUGAGGUUAAAGUUCAAAAGGCCUCGCACACGAAGUACCUGAUGAUGAAGGGCUACUGCGCCCCGGGAAUAGUGAAGCUGCGUAACCUCAACACCAACGACAACAUUGUAGUGGAGUCCUGCGUGAUCAAAGUGCAGCUGCGGGAGCGGCCCGCCCACGCCCUCUUUAGCAUGGACUCGGAGCCUGCUCUGGACCUGAGUGUGUGCGGGCCAUCCCUCCUGCCCUCUGGCCUGUCCCUGUGCCUCCCCACCCCUCCUGUGAGCUUAGAGGAGUGCUUGUCCCGCCUCCAGGAGCAAGGCUACAGUGCAGAGGACCUGCAGGCGUGCACUGUGCUGUGGCACGCUCUGGAGCGGGCUGGGGAGAGGGGCCUGAGCCUGGGAGAGUUUCCUCAGAGACUGGAAGAGCUGAAGUUGGCUCGUCCCCCUCGCACCAGGACCCUGCACCAGUACACACAGGAUUUGCAGCAGCAGGGCGAGGUGGUGUUGGUAGGUGCACAGGGCGCUCGCUGGGUUCUCCGCAGACAUGCUCAGCCCUGGCUCAUCACACUCCACACUGCCCAGUGGACCAAGGCCAUGGUCGAGGAGAACAGCCUCAGCACGCGCAAGUACCUCCCCCCAAACACAAGGAAGAGACGUAGGGGCGCACAGGAAGAGAGCAGCACGAAACGCAUGGCCUUGGACACGUGUGAGCAGAGAGAAGGAAACGCAGCAGACGACACGAGCCAUGAAGCCAUGGGUAACAUGGGAGUAGAGGACAGAAGUCUACAAGCAGAAGAGAAGCAGCGACCCACAAGCCCACAGCCAGUGAGCAGUGACCACAAAGGAGCAGAGGAAGGGGCAGCUCGAGCAGAAGAGGACAGAGGUGUACCACAUGAAGAGGAGCAGAGGCAGAAGACUGAUUCUCCAAUAGCGUGUCCAGGGGAAAGCGUGAGCUUCGUGGUCAGGCCCUGGAGGAUGGUGGACGGCAAACUGAACCGCGUAGUGUGCAAGGGCAUGCUGGAGGCACUGCUACACCACAUCAUGUCUGUGCCGGGGACCACAGAGGAGAAACUGCUGCAGCAUUACAGAGCUGUGCUGCAGCCCCUGGUCACGCUGGAGCUACUGCAGGCACUGAUAGAGUUGGGCUGCGUGACGAGAAAGACUGUGGCGAGACGUGCCAAAGCCUCUCUGUUCUCUGACUCCUCCCCCUCUGCCCUGAGCUCCACCCCCUCGCCCCUUGGCAUGUGCGUGUACUAUGAGCCUACUGUCAGCUGCGUGCUCCGCCUCAGCCAGGUCCUGCCCCAUGAACGCCACUGGAACUCUGGCGUGCCCUGA